AUGGUAGUGGGUCUGGCGCGGAGAUAUGCAAGCAGGAGAGUGACUGUGGGGAGGGAGGAGUAUGAGAAAGAGAAGAGGGGUAGGGAGGGUUUGGAGAAGCUGAUGGGUGCGAAUGGUGGGAUGGUGGUGGGUCUGGCGCGGAGAUAUGCGAGCAGGAGAGUGACUGUGAGGAACUUGAUCGUGGCAGGAUACGGGGGGCUUAUAGAGGGGAUAAAGAGAUUCGAUCCUGGCCGUGGAUUCCGGCUCUCCACGUACUGCUAUUGGUGGAUCCGACACGCCAUCAUUCAAUCAGCCGUGGACCAAUCUUCCAUAAUCAAGCUCCCUGUUCCUGCCCCUCUCCCCCCAUUCCAUCCCGCGCUCUCCUUUGUUCUCCCCUUCACCAACUCACCCUCCCCAGAUUUUCCAGCUUCCAAUCCCCGUCCUCCUUCCUCCAGGCGCACUCGUACUGUCAGCAACAUGCUCGCCCACCAUCAUCGAUCCAUUUCCCCAUUUUCCCCUUUCCCCCCGUUCUCCUCUUUUCCCUGUCUUGUUGCCCCCCUCCUUUCCAUCGCUCUCUCUCCAUUUGCCUGCCUUUCCCUCUUUGUCUUCUCAUACUCCCACAAUUUUCUCUCCAUCCAAUUCCCUGCUUCCAAGGCAUACAUGCACCGUCAGCACAUGCUCGCCAGUCGGCGCCCCGCACCGCCAUCCACGUCAGCACUGCCGUCCACGUCAGCACCACCGGUUGAGUCAAAGCAGAAUCGCAGACUCACCCCGGGAUCUGUGCGCUCGCCUCGGUCUUUGGAAGGGGACGUGGGGACAGGGGAGAGCCUUGGGUCCACCAUCCCCGACCCCGCUAUUGAGUGCUCUGAGAUUCGCUACAUGCAGCAGGAGGUGCAGGGAGCGCUGAGGCAAGCCAUUCUCGGGCUUCCCCUCCUCCCUCUAGUGCUUGUGCUCGUGCGCGUGGAGCUCUUUGUCAUGCGCGUGCAGCUCCUCCUUAUGUGCCUUGUCUGGUGCAAACUCCUCGAUCCAGUCCAGCGUGAUGCUCUUUCUCCUUCCCCUUGUUCAUGCUUGUGCCCCCCCACCUCCCUCUAG
Messenger RNA from Closterium sp. NIES-65, 1071 nucleotides. NCBI's taxonomy places the organism in Eukaryota, Viridiplantae, Streptophyta, Zygnematophyceae, Desmidiales, Closteriaceae. The record is from the annotation of a GenBank genome assembly.